This is a messenger RNA of Pelecanus crispus (Dalmatian pelican), 1401 nucleotides long. NCBI's taxonomy places the organism in Eukaryota, Metazoa, Chordata, Aves, Pelecaniformes, Pelecanidae. The record is from RefSeq and is a predicted model, not a curated record.
AUCAAUGGCCAUCCGAAACUGGACAGACACCGUGAGCACCCUCCUGGUUAUGACAGUUCUUCUACCAUGAUGAGUAGUGAGCUAGAGUCCAGCAGCUUCAUUGACUCUGAUGAUGAUGACAACACGAGCAGGUUGAGUAGCUCCACUGAGCAAAGUACUUCAUCCCGGCUUAUACGGAAGCAUAAACGCAGGAGGAGGAAACAAAGGAUGCGGCAGAUUGACAGGUCGUCUUCGUUCAGCAGCAUCACUGAUUCUACCAUGUCCCUAAAUAUCAUCACUGUCACACUCAACAUGGAAAAGUAUAACUUCCUGGGAAUCAGCAUUGUAGGACAGAGCAAUGACCGGGGUGAUGGUGGCAUAUACAUUGGCUCUAUUAUGAAAGGAGGGGCUGUGGCAGCAGACGGCCGAAUUGAACCAGGAGACAUGCUUCUGCAGGUGAAUGAUGUCAAUUUUGAGAACAUGAGCAAUGAUGAUGCAGUACGGGUUUUACGGGAAAUAGUCUCCAAACCAGGACCUAUCAGCCUAACAGUAGCCAAAUGCUGGGACCCCACUCCCAGGAGUUAUUUCACCAUCCCCAGGGCUGAACCAGUGAGGCCAAUUGACCCUGCAGCGUGGAUCUCUCAUACCACAGCCAUGACGGGAGCGUACCCCCGUUACGGUAUGAGCCCCUCCAUGAGCAUCACCACAUCUACCAGCUCCUCACUAACAAGCUCAAUUCCCGAUUCGGAAAAAUUAGAAGAAUCUCCCUUAACUGUGAAGAGUGACAUGGCUACUAUUGUCAAGGUUAUGCAGCUACCAGACUCAGGCCUUGAAAUUCGGGACAGGAUGUGGUUAAAAAUUACCAUCUCCAAUGCAGUGAUAGGCGCAGAUGUGGUUGACUGGCUUUACACACACGUGGAAGGCUUCAAAGACCGACGGGAGGCUAGAAAAUAUGCCAGCAGCAUGUUAAAACAUGGCUACCUCAGGCACACUGUGAACAAAAUCACCUUCUCGGAACAGUGCUAUUAUGUCUUUGGAGACCUCUGUGGCAAUAUGGCUGCACUGAACCUUAACAAUGGUUCUAGUGGAGCCUCAGAUCAGGAUACCCUUGCUCCGCUUCCACAUCCUGCCGCUCCCUGGCCAUUAGGCCAAGGAUACCCAUACCAGUAUCCUCUGCCCCCUCCGUGUUUUCCACCAGCAUACCAAGACCCAGGCUUUAGCUAUGGGAGUGGCAGUGCAGGGAGCCAGCAAAGUGAAGGAAGCAAAAGCAGCGGCUCGAACCGAAGCAACAGCGAGAACAGCAGGAGAGCUCUGGGCAGAGAGAAGGACCGCAAGUCGGCUGGCAGCGGCAGCGAGUCUGACCACACUGCCCGCAGCGGGGGCGGCGCCAGUGUCGUGCGUCGGGAGAGGCCUGUCAGCCAG